AUGGAGGACUAUGCACCAAGUCGUUAUAAAAUGCUCGAGAAAAUCGGCGAGGGAGUCCAUGGAUGCGUGUUUAAGGCCAUCGAUUUGCAGCGCAACAAGGAGGUGGCCAUCAAAAAGGUUGCACUGAAAAACAAAUUCGGAAACAUAGCCUUGAAUACACUCAGGGAAAUUAAGACUCUGCAGCUGUGCAAAUCGGAAUACAUCUUGGAUAUUAUUGACAUAUACCCGGAUCUGACUGGACUCUCCUUGGUGUUGGAGUAUCAACCAGACACCCUGUACAGUCGUUUGAAAAGCGAGGUGAAUCCCUUAAGCCGCCAGCAGGUCCGGAAAUUCGCCCACCAAAUGUUCAAGGGUAUCGCCUAUCUCCAUGAAGCCGGCCUCAUGCACAGAGAUAUAAAGCCGGCAAACUUAUUAAUUUCGGAUGCGGAUAUGUUGAAGAUAGCCGAUUUUGGUCUGGCUCGGUUGUACUUUCCCGACGAAGAAUCGCGGUUGUAUUCUCCCCAAGUGUCGACCAGGUGGUAUCGAGCUCCAGAGAUCCUCUGGGGUAGCCAGAAAUAUGGCACAGCAGUUGACAUGUGGGCAGCUGGCUGCGUGGUGGCGGAGAUGCUUCGAGGAGUUCCCUUGUUUGCGGGAACAACCGACAUCGAGCAGUUGGCCAUCAUUAUCCGGACCUUGGGAAGUCCCCGUCUGAAUCAGUGGCCAGAGUUAACUUCACUGCCGGACUAUAGUAAGAUAAGAUUUCCAAACUCCGUGGGAAUCCACUGGGACAACCUGUUCCCCAGCUGCACCCACGCCGUAGAAAUCAAUCUGGUGUCCAAUCUUGUGGUAUACAAUCCCAAAAACAGAUUAAAGGCCAGUGAGGCAGUGGAACACGAUUACUUUCAGUAGCUUUAUAAUAAACGAC
Molecule: messenger RNA, 904 nt
Organism: Drosophila bipectinata
Lineage: Eukaryota; Metazoa; Arthropoda; Insecta; Diptera; Drosophilidae
Product: cyclin-dependent kinase 20
Biological process (GO): protein phosphorylation
Cellular component (GO): nucleus
Molecular function (GO): ATP binding; protein serine/threonine kinase activity
Source: RefSeq, a predicted model, not a curated record